AAUAUCCCCGUUCUCAUCACUUUUAUCAACAAAAUGUAAAAUUUAUUUCAAAGUUUACAUCUCGGCAUCUCUGUUGUCGGUUUGACGUUCUCACUCAAUCAUUUUUGUUACAAACAUAAUUAAAACCACUAACAACAACACGUUUGUAAUUGAAAGUAAAGAGAAACGCGGAACCUUGAACUUCCUCAACUCUUGUGUCUUGCGAGGUUGCACUCUUUUCGGCGUAAAAAAGAUUUUCACAAAAGUUUUUUAUAUUUAGUAAAAGAGAAAAAAAAAUUAAACCAAAAAUAUAUCAAAAAUGCCAGCAAAAAGCAAAAUUAAUGUGAAAGAAAAAGUUGAGGAUAAUGUUUGCGAUUUAAGUUUGUCUGAAUUAAAGGAAGUUCCCGUUAGCGAAAUUGCUUCUUUCAAACGUGUUAAUGUUUUGGACUUGUCGAGCAACCGCCUCUUAACCUUGGGUAACAAUUUUACUUUAUUAACCCGUUUGGUGAAAUUGGAUUUAAGUAAAAAUAAAAUAAAAUCUUUACCUGAUGAAUUUGGUGUUUUGCGCAAUUUACGUCAUCUGAACCUUUACGACAAUCAACUGCAAUAUUUGCCCAUAACUUUUGGUGAUUUAAACAGUUUACGUUAUUUGGACCUUAAGUGUAAUCCGUUGCAUACAACAUUGGCGAAAGUAGUUGGCCCAUGUUUAACAAAUAAGGAUUGUCAAGAGUCAGCUAGAAAAACGGUAAAUUUCAUGACUCAAUUAAAAGCUAACAGCACGAAGGAAGAUUAUGUGAACAUACAUCAGCAGCAAACUCUAGCAUCGUUAAGUAAAGAGAUUAACGCCGACAAAACUAGUAACGAUAAGGCGGCAGGGGACAUUCACAAAUCAAAAAAGUCCACUAAGAAAUAUAAAUCAAAAAAGAAAGCAAAUUUCGAUAAUCAACAUCAAACCUCAGCAAUACCAACAACAAUUGGCACGAUAACAACGACAACGACAACAACAACAACAACAACGUUAUCAUCAUCAACAUCAGCAUCGGCCACAGCAUUAGGUAACAAUAAUAAUUUAACUAUAAGCAAAACUGCAAAAUCGAAACGUUCAGCUGAUGGCAUUUUAAAAGCUAAUACGAAUUCAAGUCGUAAUCAUGGUACUGCGUUGUCAACUUUAAUAAUAUUUUUAUUAUUGUUGGGCGUUAAUAUUGUUGUCAUUUAUAUGGUAAUGUUUAAAAAUCCGGAAAUUGCGGAAAAAUUAGUAGAAGCCAUACCGCAUCAGUACCGAAAUUUAAUAAUAACAAAAACGGAAAUUUUCCGUUUACGCGUUACCGACUGGAUUUCACAGUUUCGCACUCCACCGGAAGAGAAUUGACGUUUCAUCUAUUUGAAGCCAUAAGUGUUUAAACACAAAAAUGAAAAAAAACAAAAAAGACUGAAAAUAAAAUAAAAAACUGUCGGAUAGCAAUAGUACGGCAGGGUAGUAGUGGCUUCAAAUAGAAAAAAAAAAGUAGAAAAUACGAAAACAAAAAAGUUGAUGGAAACAUUAACAAGAAACGCAACCAAAGAAGUUUAAAAUUUUCUUAAAAAAAAAAAAAAAAAAACAACAGUAACAUUAGGAAUAGAAGAAAGAACUUACGUAGAGACUUUUUUUUUUUUAACUUUAACUGUAAACUGCCAUUAAA
Messenger RNA from Glossina fuscipes, 1658 nucleotides. RefSeq names its product leucine-rich repeat-containing protein 59. The record is from RefSeq and is a predicted model, not a curated record. Lineage: Eukaryota; Metazoa; Arthropoda; Insecta; Diptera; Glossinidae. The coding region runs from base 299 to 1348 and encodes 349 amino acids. Gene Ontology annotation, molecular function: protein binding. The transcript is spliced from 4 exons.